GAGCAUGCGGUGGUACAUUUCUUAUUCAGCGGUCUCUCGUUGGAGAGCCUUCGAGUGGAAGAAUUUCGUCGUGGCAUGGAGGCAAAGUUGAAAGAAAACGGAUGGUUUCUCUCCUCCGAAGGAAUUGCAGAAUGUGAAAGGGCUUGCAACAAAGAGAAGCCAUCUUUGCAGGAGCUGUCGAAGGCAGCCCUUAAUUUGGACCUCAAACAGUACGGCAUGAAACAUCUUCCUGAUGAUAUUAACAGAGGCAAAGUACAAACAGUUAGUGGUCCCAUGGUUCUUCAGGUACAAAAGCUUCGCAAUGUCUCUGCUCCAAAAGCUAAUGAAGAGUCAAACCACGCCCCAAGAUUACUGAAGAUACAGCUGACGGACGGACACCUCACAUGCCAUGGGUUGGAAAGUGCAUCUAUUCCAGACCUCAGCUUGUCAAUACCUCCUGGGACCAAAGUGUGUUUAACUGGUACCAUUACUGUACAGGAGAGUUUUCUUAUGUUGGACUCUAACAAUACAAGGGUUUUGGGAGGAGAAGUUGAGAAGUUAAAAGAAAAAUGGGAGCUGAACAAGACUUUAGCUAAGCAUUCUCGUUUGACUGUCAGUGGUGAUGGGCCUCCUCCAUUUGUUCCUUUUGGUCAAGGGAUGCAGCCAGGGAGUGAGAAUAAAGGAAGAUCUACAGAGAACCCUAAAGUGAAUGGUGUGGUACAAAACAGUACAGAGAAACCUAAAAGUUCUCAGAGCAGGGAGGCAAAUGGUCCUCCACUGAAAUCCAGAACUGACAAUGGACGAAGCAACAGGCCUGCUAAUCAAGAACAGAAAGACAGUAUGGUAAAGAAAUUUCCAAACCAUCAAAGGGAUGAAAGAACAGAGAGCAAAAGGGUGAAUACUGAGAAAACAAAUAAUAGACAUACUGGUGAGGGGCGAACAAGUUUGAAUAACCCAAGAGAAAAGGAGAGUAGACCAUUUAAUUCAGAAUCAGUGAAUCAUGACAGGCCAAGACAAGAAAACCUCGCUGACGAUGACAGACAGAACAGCAGAACAGAACGGAGUGAGAGGGCAGAAAGACCAACACCAAAAGGACAACCCUUGCGGACUCAGGAUACAAACAGGGGAGGCGCAAGGGUGCGAGGUCGUGGAGGAAGACGUGAACCACUUGGAAGAGGAAAACCUGAGAGUGAUGCCACUGAUGAUGUUGAAGACUACAGAAUCAGGCAACCAUCAGAGCCAGCUUUAUGGGACUUUCUCUCGACAAAAUUUCCAGCAGUAAAAGAUACAAAAUAUCAGAGACCACCAAAGUCAACAGAAAACCAUAAAACUGAUGAAGCCCAACAUGAAAGACCUCCACCUAGACCACCACCCUUGAAGCAAGAUGACGUGCAAAAGCCAAAGCAGCAUAAGCAGGAUUCUAGAGCUGAGAAAUCUGAGAAUAUUUCUCCCCCAAGACAACAGCAAGGUGAUGCACAGGGCGACUAUGCCACACCAAGAGAGGUUGAGAAACCAAAACCGGAAAUGACAUUACAGCACCGAGAUGGAAGACAGCAAUCCAAACAACCAAGGGAACAGUAUUAUAAACAACAGCAGAACCCCGGGCAGAUGAAGGGAAAAGGUUCUAGAAGGCAUGAUCAUGAUUCUAGACCAUACAAUCAGAGUUUACCACCAAGGCUUCAGAAGAAACAACAACAGCAGCAACAGCAACGCCAACAGCACCAGCAGCAACACCAUCAUCAUCAGCAUUAUCAACAUCACAGUCAGCAGCAGGGUACAGAGGUGAGCAAUGACGAGGGUGAAACUGAAUAUUCCACUGCAGCAAGUCCACCGUCUGUAGCUCAGGAAGAUGAUGCUAUUGUGAGAUUUAGUGCGGCAUCAGUUGGCCAUGAGUAUGCAGAGGAACAAGCUCCAAGCCAAAUUCCGCAGCCUUUACAGUUUCAGGAGCCUCAGGGGAGUUCAUACACUGGUCAGCAGUAUGCCACACAGGGUAAGUGGCAGAAAAACUACCGCCAAGGAUCCGACCAGUUUAGACCUCAAAGCCUUACACCUCCUAAUGUACAACAACAACAGCAGCAGCACCUUGAGUUUGUUACCAUGGCUAUGGAAUCCCAGCGUGCACAGACACAAUUUGUUGUCAGUCAGCCUCAACAGUUCGUGGAACGAGGAGGGAGAGAGCAGUCAGAGAUGAGCAUGCCACAGGAAUACCAGUAUACACAGGCCCAACCCCCAGUCCAGGCAUAUCCUGUGUAUCAACUCCGCCCUGCUCAAAUGGCACAACAACCAAUGGCUCCUCAGCCAACUAUACCUCAGCAGCCAGUAGCCACACAGAUGCCAGCAGCACAGGUGGGAUGGAAAAAAGGUGACCACUGUUUGGCUCCAUGGAGGGAUGGACAGUUUUACAGUGCCAAGAUGGAGGAGCUAGUGGCUGAUGGUGUACAUUGCAUGGUUUCUUUCCUGGAUUUUCACAAUAGUUGUGAUAUUGUGCCUCUCUCAUCUCUAAGGCCUUUUCCAAUUAUUGCCUGGGGAGAAAGUGGUAGUGCCCAGCCUCAGCCUGCUGGUGCUGUUGCUACAGUGCCUUAUUAUGCACAGCCUCCUCCCGUUGGUAUGGUGGCCAGACCCCAGGUUGUCAUCCCUGUGACUGGGCAGCCUCCUUUCCAUGCUGUGACAAGGCCUACCAUUGUUCAUUCUACCCCAGUUCCCACUCAAGUACAUUGGCAGCCAGCUCAGGUCCAGUACCAGGAAGUAAGACCAGCAGCUUUCCAGCCUGUAGUGCACUAUGGAGCUGUACCACAGACAUCCUCAGGGGGCCCUACUCAGGCAGCAUAUGGAGUACCCACUGGUGCUGGGGUACACUAUGCUAGGGGUGUGAAGGAUACCCAAGUACAAGGUAGGGAACCUCAGAUUGAAGUACCUGGAAAACUCCUGAAACUGUAGAAUUUUCCAGUGUUCAGGAAAAUAUCGCAGAAGAAGUUAAUGUUCAUAAUGUUUGGGAAUUUCUCUUACCGUGCCUUGCAAUAACAUGCUGACUCUAAAAUUCAAAGCUCAACUGACAAAUGCGUUUUUUGCUACCGUCAACCAAAUGUCCGGCGGCUCCUUCCAGCUUCUGACUACUGCUGAGCACUGUUUCGUUGUCUGAACUGUGCUCAACGAUUUGAUUACCGC
Messenger RNA from Orbicella faveolata, 3144 nucleotides. RefSeq lists its product as uncharacterized. NCBI's taxonomy places the organism in Eukaryota, Metazoa, Cnidaria, Anthozoa, Scleractinia, Merulinidae. Gene Ontology annotation, cellular component: nucleus. The record is from RefSeq and is a predicted model, not a curated record.